Molecule: messenger RNA, 1131 nt
Organism: Lottia gigantea (owl limpet)
Lineage: Eukaryota; Metazoa; Mollusca; Gastropoda; Lottiidae
Exons: 4
Coding region: 4-387 (127 amino acids)
Biological process (GO): protein folding
Cellular component (GO): prefoldin complex; cytoplasm
Molecular function (GO): protein folding chaperone
Source: RefSeq, a predicted model, not a curated record
AUCAUGGCUGCCAAAGAAGGACCGACCGGUGUUGAUCUGGAAUUAAGGAAGGCUUUUCAAGAGCUUCAAUCCAAGAUGAUUACAACUACUCAGCAACUGAAGAUAUCAGAUGCACAGAUAGAAACGUUAAAACGACAAAUAACACAUUCUAAAUUAGUGACUAAAGAAAUAGAAGCUCUACCAUCUGAGACUAGGGUAUAUCAAGGAGUUGGAAGAAUGUUCUUAUUGCAACCAAUUCCUCAAAUACAGAAAAAUCUAGAUUCUAAGAUAAAAGCAUCAGAAGAAAAAAUCAAAAGCAUUGAUACUAAUAAAGGCUAUUUAGAAAGAAGUAUCAAAGAAAGUGAAGAUAGUUUAAGAGAAUUGGUCUUAUCAAAGAAGGGGAGAUAACUGUGUAUAGACUAUUUACUUUGUGUAGCUACUAUGUUCUGUUUAUCGUCCUGUCCAUUAUUAAACUAAUGAAACCUUAAAUCAGAUGGUUGCUAAAAGGGUCACUGGGUUUUAAAAUGUAAAGGCUUCAUUGAAUUGAUCUGGUAUAAAGCAUUUAUAACUGCAUUGUGUUUCUGAUGUAGGCUAUAAUAAAAGGUUAUGUAAAUCAGGCAAAUGCAAUAUAGAUUGUCCUUGCCUCUGCUAGAUUUGACAAUUGUGAUGCUAAUUUUACAAAACAACUGCGAUAUUAUCCCUUUAAACUUUCACAGCUCCAUUAGAAGAAAGGGAUAGCUCCAUAGACAUAGACAUCUUCUCAGCCCUUCCCUGUCCUUAAGAAUUUCGUUGUUAAUUAAAAGAAUCUAAUCUGAUUUUCAUGAAAUUCUGUGUUCUAUACUAGGAUCUACUAGGACAAUUCAAAAAUUAUGUUCUACAAGACUAUUCAUCAUUGAGAUCUAUGUUGAACCUUCUUUGAGUACAACUGACAUAAUUUACCAGUACUUGUAUAUACUAGUAACAGAGUGUCGCUAGCAUUGCAGGACAUGUUUACUUUGAAAUAUUUUAUUUUACAUCUCGCAAUCCCCUCUGGAGAGUCCACUAUUAUCAUUUGGUUGGUAUAUUCAAUAUUUAAACAAAAAUUAGAAAAACCUCUUUAUGAUCCCUAUAAUUUUAGGAGCAAUAUAGUUAUACCUUGUUACCAUAAGAUAU